Rosa rugosa (rugosa rose) is the source of this 2475-nucleotide messenger RNA. RefSeq lists its product as uncharacterized. Bases 1 to 2475 code for a protein of 824 amino acids. NCBI's taxonomy places the organism in Eukaryota, Viridiplantae, Streptophyta, Magnoliopsida, Rosales, Rosaceae. The transcript has a single exon. The record is from RefSeq and is a predicted model, not a curated record.
AUGGAGCAAUACUUCCGAGCAGUGAAGCCAGACUCGGAAGAGGUGAAGGUGAACAUGGCGACAAUGUAUUUGUCAGGAGAUGCUAAACUAUGGUGGAGAACUAAGUAUAAUGACAUCCAAAGAGGAGUAUGCACCGUUGACACUUGGAAAGAUCUUAAGAAGGAGCUCAAAGCUCAAUUCUUCCCCCGAGAAUGUAGAAUACAUUGCCAAAUGACAGCUAAGGGAGCUCAAGCACACCAACAACAUCCGAGACUUUGUGAACAAGUUCUAGUGCUCAUGCUUGACAUCCCGGACAUGUCAGAGAAUGAUCAGUUGUUCUAUUUCCUUGAAGGCUUAAAGCCAUGGGCGAGGACAGAACUUCAGCGGCAGAGGGUCCAAGAUUUGGCUUCUGCACAGGCUGCUGCUGAAAGGCUGACGGACUACACAUUCGAAGAUAACUCUACUAAGAGGACUCAGCCGUUUUUGAAUGCGAAUGUCAACAGAAAUAUAUGGCCUGGACCGAGUAGAAGUGGGGGAGCGGAGUCCAAAUUUUCCAACUCAGGAGGAGGGGACAGGAGAACAGCUAAUGCGAGGGACACGACAACGUCUAAGCCUGCUGCCUCGACAGGGGUUUUCACCCCUCGACCUUUUAAUCCCUCAGGCUAUGCUCCAAAGCCACUAGCAUGCUUCUUAGGCAGAGGACCUCAUAGAGUGAAUGAAUGCCCUCACAAGACUGCUCUCUCUGCCCUACAUGCUCAUAUUCAAUCGAAAGAAACGGAGGAUCAGCAAGAGCCAGAGGAGGAACCUGGUCACAUGGGAGCUUUGAGAUUCUUGGGUGCGGUGGAGAAGCAACCACAAUCACCUAAGAAGUCCCAGGUUAAAUGCUUGAUGUUCGUAGAUGGUAGUAUUAAUGGGAAAAUAGCCAAGAGCGUGAUGGUUGACACAGGGGCCACUCACAACUUUGUGUCAGAAACUGAAGCACGGAGGUUGGGGCUGAAGUUGGAGAAGGAUGUUGGCUGCAUAAAAGCUGUGAACUCUAAGGCCUCACCUACAACUGGACUAUCUCGAGGGGUAUCACUCAAGUUGGGUCACUGGCAAGGGAAGACCGACCUCGUAGUUGUUCAGAUGGACGACUUUGAUGUCAUAUUAGGGAUGAAGUUCUUGUUGGCGAACAAAGCUAUUCCCAUUCCUAGUGCCCAACACUUGCUCAUUAUGGGAGAAAGGCCGUGUGUGGUUCCAACAAGAAUCGGACAACCAAGUGAACCUCGUCUCUUGUCUGCCCUCCAGUUCAAGAAAGGCGUGAAGCGUCAUGAACCUACCUAUGUAGCAGUUCCCCUGAUAAGGGAUGAGAUUAAAGGAGAAGUGAUUCUGAAGGAGAUCGAAGGGGUAUUGGAGAGCUAUGUAGAUGUGAUGUCACCCGAACUUCCCAAAGAAUUACCUCCAAGAAGGAGUGUGGACCAUGAGAUCGAACUGCUUCCGGGGGCCAAACCACCUGCAAAGGCACCUUACAUAAUGGCUCCCCCAGAACUAGUGGAACUUCGAAAGCAGCUCGAAGACCUACUCAAGGCAGGAUUCAUUAGGCCAUCUAAAGCCCCCUUUGGUGCGCCUGUGCUGUUCCAAAAGAAGCACGAUGGAAGCUGGAGAUUGUGUGUGGACUAUCGGGCUCUCAACAAAGUCACAGUGCGAAACAAGUACUCGAUUCCUCUAAUAGCAUAUUUGUUUGAUCAACUCAGUGGUGCCAAGUAUUUCACAAAGAUAGACCUCCGUUCGGGGUACUAUCAAGUCCGCAUUGCAGAAGGCGAUGAACCCAAGACCGCAUGCGUCACCCGUUAUGGCGCCUUUGAGUUCUUGGUGAUGUCGUUCGGGUUGACCAACGCGCCAGCCACAUUCUACACUUUGAUGAACCAAGUCUUCCAAGACUACUUAGACAAGUUUGUGGUGGUGUAUCUGGAUGACAUUGUGGUAUACAACUCUACCCUGGAAGAACACGUAGAGCACCUGAAGCUGGUGUUCCAACAGUUGCGGGACAAUCAGCUGUAUGUCAAGAGCGAAAAGUGCUCAUUCGCGCAAGUGACCAUCAAGUUUCUAGGUCACAUUAUUGAAAGGGGUCGAAUCAGGAUGGAUAUGGAGAAAGUGGAAGCCAUAAAAGAGUGGCGAAACCCCAAGAAUGUGAAAGAGCUGCGUUCUUUUCUUAGGUUGGCUAAUUACUACCGACGUUUCAUUGAGAACUACUCAAAGAAGACAACUCCCUUAACCGAGCUCUUGAAGAAGGGAGUGACAUGGGACUGGAGUAGUGAUUGUGAGAAGGCCUUUCAAGAUUUGAAGAAGGCAGUGAUGGAAGAUCUGGUCCUUGCCUUACCCGACCUGAAUCAGCCAUUUGAAGUUCAGACAGAUGCUUCUGACUUCGCCUUAGGAGGGGUCCUGCUGCAAUGGGGGCAUCCUGUUGCUUAUGAAAGUCAUAAACUCUUAGAAGCUGAGAGGAAGUACACGGCUUAA